GAUGAAGCAUCCCAUAAUAUGUGGAUCUACUGGAACAACUGGGGCGACACAAUGCCAAACAUUUUCGAAAGAGGAAAUGGAUAUUUGGUCAUUUUGUAAAAUUGCAACAUUUCCCAAUUCUGUCUCAAUGGCAGAAAAAUCAAUAGUAGGCAUGUUGACGGGUCUCAGAGCAGAUAGAGGAGCAGCAGGUCUGCAGGGAGGAGCGACUCACAGGACUCAAAGGGUUUCCCCACUUUUCCCCAACACCAACACAGGGCGAGGACAGUAUGUGGACACUGGCUCUUCAGGUGGCUUUCAUUGGUUUAUACCUACAGGUACCAACAUGCUACCCAUCAUGCACUUUGUACAACCUUGUGGCUAAUUGCGCCUACCAGAACCACUACUGGGUUCCUGUUCUGCCUCCCAACAUCACCCACCUCUUCUUGGAGUCUAACUACAUCAGUGAGCUCAACAGCAGCUCACUCAGAAGCUAUGACCAGCUGCAACAAUUAGAUCUUGGAAACCAGAAUGGGCAGCUCGUCAUAAUUAGGAACAACGCUUUCCUCAGGCAGAGCAAACUGACCAGGUUGGUCCUAGGCUCCAAUCGUGGCAUUCAGAUGGAACCGAGGGCUUUUGCAGGACUGUUCAAUUUACAACAUCUCUUUUUGGAUUAUUGCAAUUUGACAGACUCCACACUAGCAGAAAGUUAUCUGGAGCCACUUUUGUCCUUAGAAAAGCUUGAUCUCUUUGGUAAUAAAAUAGUGAGACUCCGGCCAGGAAUGUUCUUUUCAAAACUCACAAAGUUCACACAGCUAAACCUCAAACUGAAUAAGAUUGAAAGCUUAUGUGAAGAGGAUCUUGUUGGUUUCCGGGGGAAAAACUUCACACUCCUGAACUUGCAAUCCAAUCCCCUCAGGUACAGUAGAGAUUUUGACUGGGAAAGAUGCGGGAACCCUUUCAGAGGGAUGACCUUUAAAAUCCUUGACUUAUCCAGCAAUGGGUUCGGCGUGAACAUAUCAAGACAAUUCUUUAAAGCAAUAGAUGGUACUCCGAUUGCUCAUCUUAUAUUCUCUGGCCACAUGGGCAAAGGCUUCUCAUAUGACAACCUUCCCGAUCCAGAUGAAAGCACAUUCGAAGGUCUCAUGAACAGUGCAGUUGAAAUUUUAGAUCUAUCUAGAAGUUUUAUAUUUGCUUUGCAGAAUGCUUUUUUAAGUCCUCUGAAAGAUGCAAUAAUUAUUGACAUUUCCGUUAACAAAAUCAAUCAGAUUAACAGAAAUGCCUUCAAUGGUCUUCAAGGACAUUUGCGAAUGCUCAACCUGUCAUUCAACCUCUUAGGAGAAAUAUAUUCUUACACGUUCACCCAUCUGACAGAUCUCCGGGUUUUGGAUUUGUCUAACAACCACAUUGGUGCAUUGGGAGACAAAGCAUUCAGUGGUCUUCCAAAAUUACGAGCGUUAUAUCUGACUGGAAAUUCACUGCGAAAUCUGGGUAGUCCUGCGCAAUUACCAAACUUGGAAUUUCUUCUUUUAAAGGACAAUAAGUUGAAUUCUCUAUACCAAAUCGAUGGAUUGGGCAAGAACAGUAUCCAUGUGGACAUUUCAGACAACAGAUUGACAAAUUUACAGGAUGUUUAUUGGUUGUUAACUCAAUUCAAUCAUCUCCAAAAUUUAUUUUCUGGUGGCAACAUCAUCAGGUGGUGCAGUCAGAAAGUGACAGUACCUUAUAACAAUAGCUUGCAAGCGCUGGAUCUGCACGGCAGUUCACUAAAUAUGAUUUGGGCACAGGGGCACUGCCUCGACCUGUUUGAUCAACUAGAGAAUCUGCUCGGUCUAAAUUUAAGCCUCAACUCCAUUGCGACUUUCCCACAAGGGAUUUUCCGCGGUCUAGGCUCGAUCAUAGAGAUCGACCUCUCCUCUAAUGCUUUAACCUAUCUGCAGCCGGAUCUCCUUCCAGCCAGCCUGCAAAGACUCGACCUCUCAAACAACUUUUUGGCCUCCCCAGACCCUAUGGCUUUUCGGUCUCUCAGCGUUCUCAGCCUGGCUGACAAUCGCUUCUACUGUGAUUGCAAUCUGGAGAGCCUCCUGACGUGGCUGAACGUGACCGACGUAAUCUUUCUGAGCCCCGUUGAGGAGUACAGAUGUGAGUUUCCAGCAGCCCUCCAAAAUACCCGUCUGCUGGAUUACUUCACGAUAAUCGAACCAUGCGAGGAAGAUGACGAAAAGGCCGUCCAAGAUCUUAAAUUUGCUCUCUUUAUCUUCUCCGCUCUCCUCGUCAUCACUGCCAUCCUCAGCGGGAUCGCUUACGCCCGUCUCCGAGGGCGCAUAUUCAUCAUCUACAAAAAGAUCGUCGGUAGGGUUGUCGAAGGACCAAAACCGCCACCUCCUGUGGACGAAGCGCAGUACGAUGCCUUCUUCUGCUUCAGCAGCAAUGACCAUGGGUGGGUAGAGGCUGCUUUGCUGAAGAAGCUGGAUAAGGAGUUUUCAGAGGAGAACAUCUUCCGCUGUUGUUUCGAGGCCAGAGACUUCCUGCCAGGUGGGGAUCACCUUUCCAACAUCAGAGAUGCCAUCUGGGGCAGCAGGAAGACUGUGUGCGUUGUCUCCAAAGAGUUCCUUAAAGUGCUUUUCUGGUUGGGGGACUGGAGCACUAACCUAGCAUACAUGUUUUUAUUGGGAGGAAAUCGGAGAACCUGGGCCAAACCGACGCAAACACGGGGAGAACAUGUAAACUUUUAUACAGAAAGUCAAACAACAGAUGGUUGGUGCUUGGAGGCGUUCACUCUGGCCCAGGGCCAGAUGCUGGAGGAGCUGACAAACGUCCUGAUUAUGUUGGUGGUAGGGAAGGUGGCUCGCUACCAGCUGAUGAAGUACAACGCAGUCCGAACUUUCGUCCGGAGUAGAGAGUACCUAAUCUGGCCGGAGGACCCUCAGGACCUGGAGUGGUUUUAUGAUCGGCUCGUCUCACAGAUACUCAAAGACACGAAGGUGAAAGCGUUCGCGGAGGACAAACCGGAGCCUGCGCAGCCUGACGUCCAAACUCAGAAUGAGGACAGCAUCCAGCUCGAGAACAUCGGCGCAGUUGCUAUGUGAACUCUGAUUGAAGAAAACCUAUUUUAACCAUGAUAAAAAUGGAUUAUGUAUCCAUAAUCCACCCCGCUGAAGUGUUACUAGUAAACUUGUACUCAGGAUCCUCAGCAGGCUGAGGAAGACGUUCUCGCUUUCUGAUUUUCAAGGAAAAAAGUAAAAUGGGUGCCAACCUUCAGAGGAAGAAAAGGCGAAGACUGCUAAAAAAAAAAAGCCCUUUGUUUUUGAGUUCCACAGAACCAGAUGCAAAACAUGUCCUGUCCACUUUUUUCAUUUUAAUUUCCAUGUACUUUGAUAAAAUGUGGCAUAAAUCAAUUUAUAAUUCCUUUUUUUAUUUUAGUUUCUGUUGUCAUCUUUUUAUUGUCAGCGUUUAAAGCACUCCAUGACCCAAUGACAUGUACAGUAUAACAAAAUGAUUAUUAGAUUAGAUUAGAUUCAACUUUAUUGUCAUUAUGAACUGUACAAGUACAAAGACAGCGAAAUGCAGUUUCUUUUUAUAUUAUGGGAUUUGUUAAGGUUAUUACGUCAAUGGAAUUAAUAAUGUAUGUAAUGUAACGAAGAUUAAGUGUAAUUCAAAUUCAAUUCAAUUCAAAAAAUGUGAUGACAAUGUUUGGUAAGCAUUUGUCAGCCGUUCUCGCUAAUGUUGGUGCAAAUACGGCACUGAUCAUCCCUAAUAGCUUGGAGGAGGAGAAGAUGAAGUUGUUUUUUCUUUUUUUUUUAUUAUUAUUUUUAAAAUGUCUAAAAAUAUACAUUUAUAUGAAUCCAACAUAUUAGCAACAAUACAUUGUCCUAUUCGUAAAAUAAUGUACACAACAUUGAUGAUGCUUACUAUAAGUUAGGUAGCCACUAUGGUAGCCAUCCACAGCCAUAGUUAAGUUUAAGGAUUCACUGCGCCGUCCACAUGUAUGUGUAACAAAUAAAACAUGAUGUAUGAAUAA
This is a messenger RNA of Perca flavescens (yellow perch), 3997 nucleotides long. It is a transcript of the gene tlr5b, whose product is annotated as toll-like receptor 5b. Gene Ontology annotation, biological process: inflammatory response; toll-like receptor signaling pathway; immune response. Gene Ontology annotation, molecular function: transmembrane signaling receptor activity; protein binding. Bases 267 to 3065 code for a protein of 932 amino acids. Gene Ontology annotation, cellular component: plasma membrane. The record is from RefSeq and is a predicted model, not a curated record. NCBI's taxonomy places the organism in Eukaryota, Metazoa, Chordata, Actinopteri, Perciformes, Percidae. The transcript is spliced from 6 exons.